Mucor mucedo is the source of this 231-nucleotide messenger RNA. RefSeq lists its product as uncharacterized. The record is from RefSeq and is a predicted model, not a curated record. Bases 1 to 231 code for a protein of 76 amino acids. The transcript has a single exon. Lineage: Eukaryota; Fungi; Mucoromycota; Mucoromycetes; Mucorales; Mucoraceae.
AUGCAAGACGAUGAAGGUACUACUGUACCUAAAGCGGCAGUACUUUGUAACAUUUCUCGACAGAGUGCUUACAGGUUGCUCAAAGAAUCCAAUAACAGCAACGGUAAUGUAUUGCCUGGUUUUGCUCCAAAAGCCAUGAACAGAGGUACGAAGCAUAACUUAUUUUUGAUUCAUUACCUCGAUAACCACAAGUCUGUAACACUUGUAUUGGCCAGCGAUUUCUUGACUUAA